Haliotis rubra (blacklip abalone) is the source of this 2251-nucleotide messenger RNA. RefSeq names its product 2'-5'-oligoadenylate synthase 3-like. The record is from RefSeq and is a predicted model, not a curated record. Gene Ontology annotation, cellular component: cytosol; membrane; nucleoplasm. Gene Ontology annotation, molecular function: 2'-5'-oligoadenylate synthetase activity; double-stranded RNA binding. Gene Ontology annotation, biological process: regulation of ribonuclease activity. Lineage: Eukaryota; Metazoa; Mollusca; Gastropoda; Lepetellida; Haliotidae. The coding region runs from base 799 to 1314 and encodes 171 amino acids. The transcript is spliced from 6 exons.
GGACGUAAUAUAACUACGCAGUAUAGGUCUCACUGUAAUCACCUGUCUAGCUAAGUCUGGGGUGAAGAGGAGUGUGUUUAUUACCGUGGACGUACACGGGCAGGAUGAAGACAAACUGUGACGUAUGUGACAAGUCCUUUCCAGACGACAACGCCCUCUACAACCACACACUAAGGGCGUGUAAGACGUGCAUGUACUGUACAUUUCAGUUCGAAGAUGUUGACGAGAUCAGGGAACAUAUGAAUGAUAAACAUAGGCAGAUAUCUUGUUCCAAAUGUCAGAGAGAAUUUUUCCACCAAGGAGGUCUGGACACACAUAUGUACAACCAGCAUAAUCCGGAUGGGAUAAAGAGAUGUGGUGGCCAUCGGAGAAGGGCAGACGACCUCGGCCUAAAAACGAUGUGCUAGAGAGAUCAUCGAAAUUCUUCUCUCAAAUGAAGAAAUACGAUUCUGUGGAAAAGUUUCUUGAAGAUGUUGUGCAGCCUGACCAAAUAGUUCUCGAAACACACAGGGCGGUUAUUGAUCGUCUCAAGCUGCUUCUGCAGAAAAAGACACAAUACAGAGUUUCUGAAGUUUUCAAGGGAGGAUCAUUUGGCAAAGGAACUACCAUCAAAGUUAAAUCUGACAUUGAUAUUGUUGUGUUCAUCAACGACUACGAAACAGUCUACGAAUUAAAGAAGGUUAUGAAAAAAAUACUGAAAGACCUAAAAUAUGACAUUGAACAUGGUGAAGACUGGGGCGUGGCGGCCAUGAAUCUCAGAAAGACACGUUACAGCAUUCAGUUUAGUUGCAAGACGACAUGGUAGACGUAGAUCUACUUCCUGCAGUUGAUGUGCUGGCCGGAGGAUCCAAGAAACCAAAGGAAGUAUGGAGACAGAUGAAACUAGAAGAGUCUUCUGUACGGCCCUACAAUUCUGCUAGCUUUGCACCCCAACAGGUCGCCUUUGUGAAAACACGUCCUUCAAGAGUGAAGGACCUAAUUCGCCUGGUGAAACACUGGAAGAGAACUGACCACGUCAAUAUCAGGUCCUACUGCAUUGAGCUCAUGGUGAUCAACCUCUGGCAGAAAUGGGGUAAACCAGAAAGAUUUGACAUGAAGGACAGGCUACUGGACAUCUUUCAGCAACUCUCGUCUAUGCGCAAAACAAGUAUCACAUGGCCUGACGAAUAUGACAUCACAGAGUUUGGGGGAAAACCACGCAGCCCUUACGUCAUGGACCCAGCAAACCCAUUUAUGAACACAGCACCAACUGCUGUUCAGGCGAAGGAAGUUGAAGACAAAGCCCGCAUUGUUCACCAAUUACUGAUGCAGUGAUUCAGUCGUCUCCACGAAUGACUUCUUGUACUUAUGCCCAUAAAGGCGAGUUUGUGUUACAUAGAGAUCCUCGUCAUGUGGUUCGCAUAUAGUUUACACUUUUUAUAACCUUUUUCUUCCUUUGUGUUGCUUUGUCACACGUCUUACGAUUAAAUGAAUGCAAAAGCAUUAUUUCAUAUGUGCGCAUGACGGCACUGUCUGGGUGUCACACAAUCUAUAUAAUAGCAAGUUCAAGUUCACAAAAGUCAUUAUUUGUUUCAUUCCCUAACUAGCUAUUGUAAAAACACUCAGCUAGUCACACAGUCAACUAUUCAAGGUUUUUUUAUGAUAGGGAUAUUAUUAUUUUACGACUGAAAAUGAGAAAUUAUAAAAUGGCGAUAACUGUUUCAGUUAGUUGCGAGAAAACAUCUAUUUAUACUGCCUUGGUUCCUUAACGUCGCGUUAUAUACAUACACGAUCGGCGGCAGUGAACGGGCUUGACAUAUCGGUGUAUAGCUAAUUCAGUAUCAUAAUUAAUUCUGUUUCAUUAGUUUAACAAACGGCGGGGUAAUUUUGUAAAUACCGCUAAAUUGUGGUUAUAACUGUUCGGCAGCCAAUAUACAGUUGACAGUAGACAAAAAUCAAUACUAUGACCGGUUACAAAAUGUGCAUUGACUAUCGGACCAAUGUUAAUUCGUCUAGCUGGUACAUGGUCUCAUGCUUAUACAACGUUUCAAUUGUAGAGUGUUUCAAUUGUGUGUGGUAAUACUGCAUUGAUAACAUUUACGGUUACAUAGAAUUUGUGACUGAAACAUGUUUGUCAAUAAUUGUUAGGAAUACACCCAGUAGUGUAUAUGAUUUGGUUUGUGUGUUUGUUGUUUAACGCCGCACUCAGCAAUAGUCCAGCUAUAUGGCGGCGAUCUGUAAAUAAUCGAGUCUGGACCAGACAAAGUAGUGA